AUGGACGAAGGCAGCGACUUUGUCAGUACUACCCCAUCGCUACUAUGGGCUUUACAUAAAGCCUUUAGAAUGCGGAAGAAUGCAAGAAUCUCUAUUAUCGACAGGUCGAAAAUACGUCAGCCGAUACAGCAUAUUUCCACAAUUCGGCCAAGGAUGAGGGCCAAAGGUCUGCUCGAAGGUAUCAGCUACUCCGGGAAAUUGGAGUACGUCGUCUACGGUGAAAUCGAGGCCGAUGGCAUAAUCAACGACUUCUCCCUAGAGAAAUUUUUGCAAAUGGUCAAUUCGGAUAAUCAAAUACAAAAGAUCUUGGGGUCUGAUAUCCUAUUCAAUAGGGCAUACCAAAAAUCGCUUAUGAAGUUUGACCUCAUCUGUCAAAGUCCCAUCAGAAGAUGGAGUCUAGCACACGUCGUCGGUACGGUUUUUAAAUUUUUAUUUGAUCAGGAGGAAAAUCACCCUCUUGAAGGGUUAUUCAAAUCUAAUUUUUCAAUCGAUUGGGGGCUUGAGGGGCGGAUAGAAUAA
Messenger RNA from Orbilia oligospora ATCC 24927, 519 nucleotides. RefSeq lists its product as uncharacterized. The record is from RefSeq and is a predicted model, not a curated record. NCBI's taxonomy places the organism in Eukaryota, Fungi, Ascomycota, Orbiliomycetes, Orbiliales, Orbiliaceae. The coding region runs from base 1 to 519 and encodes 172 amino acids. The transcript has a single exon.